This is a messenger RNA of Artibeus jamaicensis (Jamaican fruit-eating bat), 3111 nucleotides long. It is a transcript of the gene TAB1, whose product is annotated as TGF-beta activated kinase 1 (MAP3K7) binding protein 1. Gene Ontology annotation, molecular function: protein serine/threonine phosphatase activity. Gene Ontology annotation, cellular component: cytosol. Lineage: Eukaryota; Metazoa; Chordata; Mammalia; Chiroptera; Phyllostomidae. Bases 43 to 1566 code for a protein of 507 amino acids. The record is from RefSeq and is a predicted model, not a curated record. Gene Ontology annotation, biological process: protein dephosphorylation. The transcript is spliced from 11 exons.
UGCUCCGUUGGGAGACGGGAGCGCCUACAGGGUCCCUCCAAGAUGGCGGCGCAGAGGAGGAGCCUGCUGCAGAGUGAGCAGCAGCCAAGUUGGACAGAUGACCUGCCGCUCUGCCACCUCUCUGGGGUGGGCUCGGCCUCCAACCGAACCUACUCUGCUGAUGGCAAGGGCACGGAGAGCCACCCGCCGGAGGACAGCUGGCUCAAGUUCAGGAGCGAGAACAACUGCUCUCUGUACGGGGUCUUCAACGGCUACGACGGCAACCGGGUGACCAGCUUCGUGGCCCAGCGGCUGUCUGCAGAGCUUCUGCUGGGCCAGCUCAGCGAAGAGCACGCAGAGGCCGACGUGCGCCGUGUGCUGCUGCAGGCCUUUGAUGUGGUUGAGAGGAGCUUCCUGGAGUCCAUCGAUGAUGCUCUGGCCGAGAAGGCAAGCCUGCAGUCCCAGCUGCCCGAGGGUGUCGCCCAGCACCAGUUGCCGCCUCAGUAUCAGAAGAUCCUUGAAAGACUCAAGGUGCUGGAGAGGGAGAUUUCGGGAGGGGCCAUGGCUGUCGUGGCCAUCCUGCUCAACGGCAAGCUCUACGUCGCCAACGUUGGUACGAACCGUGCACUUCUCUGCAAGUCCACGGUGGAUGGGCUGCAGGUGACACAGCUGAACAUGGACCACACCACGGAGAACGAGGACGAGCUCUUCCGCCUCUCUCAGCUGGGUUUGGACGCAGGAAAGAUCAAGCAAGUGGGGAUCAUCUGUGGGCAGGAGAGCACCAGGCGCAUCGGGGAUUACAAGGUCAAAUACGGCUACACUGACAUCGACCUACUCAGCGCCGCCAAGUCCAAGCCAAUCAUUGCAGAGCCUGAAAUCCACGGUGCACAGUCCGUGGACGCGGUGACCGGCUUCCUGGUGCUGAUGUCCGAGGGGCUGUACAAGGCCCUGGAGGCAGCCCACGGGCCUGGCCAGGCCAACCAGGCUCUGGAGUCCCGGCCCACAGUCCCUGGGCCUCUGUGCUUCUUACCAGAUGUGCGCCCCCUGCCCCCAGGAGAUCGCCGCCAUGAUCGACACCGAGUUCGCCAAGCAGACUUCCCUGGAUGCGGUGGCCCAGGCCGUGGUGGACCGGGUGAAGCGCAUCCACAGCGACACCUUUGCCAGUGGUGGGGAGCGGGCCAAGUUCUGCUCGAGGCACGAGGACAUGACCCUGCUGCUGCAGGAGGACGUGUGUACCCCGUGUCCGUGCCUUACUCCAGCGCCCAGAGCACCAGCAAGACCAGCGUGACCCUCUCCCUCGUCAUGCCCUCGCAGGGCCAGCUGGUCAACGGGGCCCACAGCGCUUCCACCCUGGAUGAAGCCACCCCCACCCUCACCAACCAGAGCCCGACCCUGACCCUGCAGUCCACCAACACGCACACCCAGAGCAGCAGCUCCAGCUCAGACGGGGGGCUCUUCCGCUCCCGGCCCGCCCACUCACUGCCGCCUGGCGAGGAUGGCCGCGUUGAGCCCUACGUGGACUUUGCUGAGUUUUACCGCCUCUGGAGCGUGGACCACGGCGAGCAGAGCGUGAUGACGGCACCCUAGCCCUGCCCAGGGAGUGCAGCCCGAGCAGGGUCUUGCCUGAGGACAACGGGGCCAACUCUGGGACAGGGUGGGUUUCAUCCUGUCGCAUCUGGUGGCAUGGGGGCCGGUGGGUGCCCGGUCCUCAGCCCGCAGCCCUGAGCUCUCAGUGUGGAAGAGAACCUCCUCUCGGGAGCGCCGGUGCAGACAGACCCGCCGAUGGACCUCCUCACAGCACGGGGAGCAGGGAUGCCUCCAGGCAGCCUCAGCCAGGACUGUGCCCGUUUCCCAGAACAAAGGGUGCGAGUGCAGAAGCUGGGCUGGCCUGCAAGCCCACCACAUGGGGCAGAGUGUGAGGAGGUUCUCCUGUGACCCCACAGCUUCCCGCACUGCCUCCCCCGGGGGGAGCCUGUGGCCAGUGCUAGUGCCCCUCACCACUAGGUGGGGCUCCCCUUUCUUCUCCAGCCUCCAGAGUGAACCCUAAUUGACAGCUGCACUCUGAAGCCUGCACCUGACCCUGGGCCCCUUGCCUAGGCCAGCCUGGUUGUUCUCGGUGGUAAACAUUCAGGAAGAUCAGGUUGGGGGUCUGGGAUGGCUGCAGAGGGGCCAGGUCAGGGAUAAAGGAGCUAGAGAUAACUGGUCCUAGAGCCCCCCAGAGAGGUGGGCUGGGCUGGUGGGCUUCCCCAGAGAUGGGUGUGCAGGAGAGGUGAGGAUGUGUCUGACCCUAGUGCGGGGCUGUGGCUGCCCUUGUCGGGCCCCUCUAGGGGGCGGAGGCUCCGGAUCGGGGUGAGCAGACUCUGCUGGGCUGUUCCCUCCUGGAGCUGGAGAAGGCCGCAGGCUGGGGAGCCACAAAGAUGAGCGAUCUGCAACAUUAACGACGAUCUCUGUGGGCCCCAGAGCAACAAACAGGCCUCAAGUUGGGCCUGGUUCGUGUUGUGUGAGAGGGAACAGUGGGAAAUGGCUCUGAAAGGGUGCAGCUUCACUGGUACCUGCUGCACUGUCGUCAGGCUUGGGCUUGAGAUGUACACUGCCUUUACCGAUGCCGGGGCAGGCUCGGGCAGCUGGGCCCCGAGUGAGACCGUCAUGCUGCUCCCUGCCUGUUGUGGGGAGGGGCUGCACCCUGUGCACAGGGGAAGCGAGCCCUGGAGACUCAACGGCAGAGCUCAGGCCUCCUGCCGGUCCAAGGGCCCUGGCUUCUGCCGGCCCCUCCCCCCACUGUCCCCCAGGCACCGCUCACCAGGGACUGGCCACUGUCGGUAGCCUCCUGAGGCCUGGACUCUGAAACAUUAAAGGCCCGUUCCAAGGCCCUGCUUGCGUUGUGGCCCCAGAAUGCAGUUCCCGAGGGGAGUCUGGCCCCAACGAAGGAGAUGCUACGUCUCCAAAAGAGAGCCCUGCCCCUCCACUAGAACACCAUCUCUGUUGUUCAGGGGAAGCGAUUUAAAGUUGGUCACAAAUGCUUGGAAACAAAGGGAGUUCUCUUCCAGGAAUGUCUCAGUGAUGCUCUCUGGUCCCGAGAAACAGAAUCACUUACCACAGCAAAGAAGUAAUAAACGGUGGUGUCAUGCAUCA